UAACAUGCAUACAAGGUUUAAAUUUGAAAGCAUUUUAGGUUGCGUUGUUGAUCCGUGUGUUUACAAAGGUAGUGGGUAUACUGUUGUCAAUAUAAACCACUGUCGCUUUCUGCCAAUGCUAGUUCUUUGGGGCCCAUUAUAGAGAGUAAAAGGAACAAUUUUAAGAUGAGGUCCUUCAUAAUUUUGUGUUGUCUGGUGGCAGCAGUGUUUGCAGCUGACAAAUAUAACUCAAAAUAUGACAACUUCGACGUGGAUACGUUAAUUACCAACGACAGAUUACUUAAGGCAUACAUCAAUUGUUUCCUUGACAAAGGACGGUGCACCCCCGAGGGAUCAGAUUUUAAAAAGACACUACCUGAAGCUGUAGAAACCGUCUGCGCUAAAUGUACAGAGAAACAGAAGCUCAACAUUAGAAAAGUGAUCAAAGCUAUCCAGCAGAAGCAUCCAAAGCAGUGGGAGGAAUUGGUCAAGAAGAACGACCCAAGUGGCAAGCAUCGCGCCGACUUUGACAAAUUCAUCCAGGGAAGCUAAAUGUCAAAGAUAUUUCGAUACAGGUCGAAUAUGGAUAGUUGAAGUUUUUGAUUUUGUUAUAUUUUUUUUAAAUUCAGAUUGAAAAUUUAAAUAUUAAUGAAAUACCACCGGUCGUUAAGUACAUACUUAUUUUUAUUAUUGAAAUAGUUGAAAUUGUAGUGACCUCACAAAAUUUAAGUUUUGCAUUGAUAGUUUGAUUGACAUCUAUAGAUAGCUUCAUAAUUUGUUAAUUAUAAAAAAAUAGAAAUACUUGAGAUUAUUGCUUAUAUGUUACAUAAGGAGAAACUACAACGUUAUAUCUAACCCGUGGCAUUUUCAACUUAUUUGUCACUUAUAUUACGGGAUAUUGUGGUUUAAUUGUUAUUAUUUAUUAAACAAAUUAAUUUUAUAACUAGGUCGUCUAAAUUAGAUGUCGAGUGUUAGUCAUGACAAUACGUACCGACUGAUGAUACUUUUAAUAAAUAAAAUUUAUAAUAAUGUGUCUUAA
This is a messenger RNA of Galleria mellonella (greater wax moth), 1018 nucleotides long. Its product is annotated as ejaculatory bulb-specific protein 3. NCBI's taxonomy places the organism in Eukaryota, Metazoa, Arthropoda, Insecta, Lepidoptera, Pyralidae. The record is from RefSeq and is a predicted model, not a curated record. Bases 166 to 531 code for a protein of 121 amino acids. The transcript is spliced from 3 exons.